AUGAUGGCAACCAUGUGGUGCGACUCGGGGCCACGCUUGAGACGGUCAAGGAAGGCCCUCGUCGACAGCUCAAAGUCAUGUCCAUUGUCGGCUUGUGCUAUUUCGCACACCACAUUCCCGCAAGACGUGUGGGUGCUCAACGCUUUCGGACCGUUCUGGGGAUUCCAGUGUGGCUAUUGGGCUUGGAUAUCCGGUGUGAUCGACAACGCCAUCUACCCGGCGCUGGCUGUGGCGACAUUUACGGAUGUCUAUGGAUCCAUCAACUCGCCUGUUGCAGAGUACUUUAUCAAAGCUGGCAUUGCCUUGGCGCUGGCUUUACCAAACCUGCUGGGUAUUCGUAUCGUAGGCCGAGGCAUGGCAGUGAUGUCUAUCUUCGUGAUGAUUCCAUUUACUGUCCUCUUUAUCUGGGGGGUCAUUCGCGCGAGUGAUUGGGGCGUAGUGGGCGAGCAUGUCCGGCAGCAUCAACGCAUGUCGGUGUUCGGUGGCGAAGUGAUCAACCCGGGAAAGACGUAUCCUCGCGCGCUAAUGAUCUCUGUGCUUUUGUUGGCGCUCACGUAUUUGGCGCCGCUUUUUGGAGCAACGGUAUUUAACUCGCCGCAUUGGACGACGUGGGAAGAAGGAUCGUUUCCCAGUAUCGCGGAAGAAAUUGGCGGCAGCUUUCUAUCAAACUGGGUCGUGCUAGCUACGUUCUGCAGCAAUGCUGGCAUGUACAUCGCCGAACUAUUUUGCGACUCGUUCCAGAUCUUGGGUAUGGCAGAGUGCGGCCUCGCUCCAGCAUUUCUCAAAGCACGCAACAAACGGUUCAGCACGCCCCAUAAUGCAGUCUACGCCAGUCUUGUGAUCAUCUUAGUGCUCGUCAAGUUCGAGUUCGACGAAAUUCUGGGCAUGACCAACGCGCUCUCGGCUUUCUAUCAAUUGCUGAUCUUAGUCGCAUAUAUCAAGCUGCGCUUCUCGCACCCGGACACUGAGCGUCCAUUCAAAGUCCCUGGUAACAUCACUGUGCUGAUCAUUGCACUCCUUAUCCCGACUGGAUUGCUGGUCUACAUCGCGAGUUUAGAAAUGAGUUCCAAGCUUCCGUUCAACUUCGAGGAAUUCUACGAAGCGUUUGGCAAGUCUGUGUCGUCCGAUGUCAUCUUUGAAGACGGCCAAGUCCACAUUGUACCUCUCAAUAAGGCGGACGACACCUGUGCCAGCCAGGAAUCAGCGUUCUCUGAACAGGGGAGUCCAACCCGAAAGCACGCCAAAGGACGAUUGUUGGAAAGCGCUGACAGGCGACGACUGCCCUGGCCCAUUCGAGCAUUAUUGGAGGCGCAGGAACCUGACGGAAGCUGGACCUACUCGAGCAAUUUCGAGUUUAUUAUCAAUGGCACAGCUCCACCUCCAAUGGAAGGUAUAGCCGGCAAAUUGUGGGCCACAGCGAUUGCUAUUACGAUCUGGCGCCAAUUCCCAGAGUACUUCGAGCUACUUGAAACGAACUACGAGAAGGCCAUGCUUUACGCUGAUGAAAAUGUCCUUCGCAUGGUGCGAUCUGUACUGCAGUUCGACGCACUUGACCAGAUCCGCCCUUACAAAAGCGACGAGGCUCGCGCCAUCCGGGAGCAGCUAGCCCGUGAGGCCGCUGCCAAGCGCGAACUGGAGCUUGGCGAGGAGCUCAAGAUCACCCGCAUGCGUGAAGAAGAGAUCCGCGCUAACAAGUUUAGUUUUAUUCAUGCUCGGCGACUGCCGAUGUCCACACAACAGUUAUUUGUCACUGAGCUUGGCAAUGAGAUCACCAAGGUGUUUAAACCUCCAGCUAUGGAGCACGAGGGUAUGCGUCAAGUUAAAACGCCUGCCAAUCUCAAGGUCGGGCAGCUUGUUGAAAGCUGCCGUCGCCGUCGCACAAACGGCUCCGUACUGGCGACAAAACCUUGCUGGCACCUUUGCCGUAUCGCUGCCAUUGACAGUGACAGUCACUUGUUGCAAUUAGACUUUCUCGACGGCGACUACGAGCGCGAACGGAGGGUUCCAAUGAAGUGUGUGCGUGCUACGACAACAGGCACUCAAGAGACUCGUGCGACCGAGUUCGAAACUUUAAAGAAUUCUUGGAGUGAACCAAUCGCUUGCAAGGACGAGAUCGCUCGGUUAGAUGAAGCCCGCACAAUCACGCUGAGGCCACUGCCAUGGAAUCGUCGACAUCAUCUCACGUUGCCAGAUCCAACACGAGAAAAAGACGAGAGCCUAACAGCAGACAAAGCCGCCAGACCGAUCAGUAGCCAGCGUCCUCGAUCAUCAACCCGACGAACGCAAUCUCGGAGAGACCCAAGAGAGAACGCACUAUUUCAAGCUGCGUCAACAGCAUUGAUACAGUACGAUCGCGCCUACGAGAGUGUGCAAAAGGCCGCCCAGACUGGCGCAAAGCGCUACGCCACGGCAGUACUGUAUCGAGAACGCUUCCAAGCCUUUGACGAGCUGACAAAUGCCCUCGUGACACUCGUGGAGAGAACUGUGGACGUGCUCGAGGCCGUUUGGAAGUGGCGGCAGAUCUCAUCGACCGGCAUCGACACUGCAUCUUUCGUCUGGAAGGGCAGUGACUUCAUUGUCACUCUCGUGAAAUCUCUUGACUUCCUGGGAUACCAACGAGAGCUCGUCGAAUGGUAUGGCGAGGAAUUCCCGCUGGACGGGAACCCUUUCAUGCAGUCGUCCUCGUUGCUCGACAAGGCCAAGGAACGCGGUCUACAGCCCUCGUCACAGGAACUACGACCAUUGAGCGUAUUCCCCCGCGCGAUGCACAACUCGGAUGACACAGUGGCGGAGUCGUCAACCCUCCCAACGUGGUGGCCUCAGGCUCGCUACUCACACGAGCUACUUCGCCGCAUCGAAUUGGCCGAACAGGUGGGUAGCGUUCCGCGUGUUGGACCGCACCACAAGUCGCUUAAGAAUCUGCCAGUGUCCGGUGCCCCCAUCUACGAGCCACCGUCCACUGCCAGUGUCUGCAAAGACACAUCCCAAGGACACUCAUGCGCCUUGCAGUGCAGCUUGCGGCUGCACUACAACCGGCUACACUGA
Molecule: messenger RNA, 3045 nt
Organism: Phytophthora infestans T30-4
Lineage: Eukaryota; Oomycota; Peronosporomycetes; Peronosporales; Peronosporaceae
Product: Amino Acid-Polyamine-Organocation (APC) Family
Exons: 14
Coding region: 1-3045 (1014 amino acids)
Biological process (GO): transmembrane transport
Cellular component (GO): membrane
Molecular function (GO): transmembrane transporter activity
Source: RefSeq, a predicted model, not a curated record